This is a messenger RNA of Homarus americanus (American lobster), 8096 nucleotides long. Its product is annotated as zinc finger protein 33A-like. The coding region runs from base 140 to 4324 and encodes 1394 amino acids. Gene Ontology annotation, molecular function: RNA polymerase II transcription regulatory region sequence-specific DNA binding; DNA-binding transcription factor activity, RNA polymerase II-specific. The record is from RefSeq and is a predicted model, not a curated record. Gene Ontology annotation, biological process: regulation of transcription by RNA polymerase II. The transcript is spliced from 6 exons. Gene Ontology annotation, cellular component: nucleus. NCBI's taxonomy places the organism in Eukaryota, Metazoa, Arthropoda, Malacostraca, Decapoda, Nephropidae.
GUUAGACAUGUCAUUGGUGGAAGUGAGGAUUAUGGUGAUUGGUGGCUCGGAUCUCUGCCUUAUGUCACUACAGUAUAUAAAUUGUGUGGUGAAACAAUAAAUAUAGUAACAGAAAAUAUCAAAUGAUGUACUUGUAGAAAUGAGCAAGAUUACAGAUGAAUCACCAUCUGAAAUGAAUGAUUUUAAGUGUCAGCUAAGUGGACUCUUGGCUACACUGCAGAAACUCCCCUGUGGAGAACAGCAAGCAGCCUUAGAUCUCUUACAGUUGACACUUAAUCAUCAGCUUCAUGACAAACAACACUCCAAAAACAGAGAAACCUUAUCAGUCUCAGAGGAACCCAUUGUUCAAGAAAAAAAUAUUCCCUCUUCACACCAAGAAGUAAGAAAUGUUGAUGAAAUACAUUGUAAUUUAAAGCAGGAUACUUUAAAUGAUGGACUAUUGCAAGAUUCUCAGCAGGAAGCACUUGAUGAUAAAUCAUUGCAUGGAUCAGAGCAACAGAUAUUAUAUCAAGAAACCGUAUAUGACACUCCUCAAAAACAUCCACUUCAGGAAAAAUUACCAUUAGAUAUUCUCCAUCAUAUAUCAGAUACAGAAUCUGUAAAAAAGACUCGGAGAACAACAACAGAAGCACUCAGAGUUAAUCUUCCAUUACAGAAAGCAUUAGAUCCAUGUAAUGUUCAUGAAUCUCAGCAGCACACAAGAGACACAGGUACACUUGAUGAUUCUCAAGAACUUACAGUAGACCUGCAGACCAGUGAAUAUUCAGAAGAGACUACAUUAGAUCUGAAGGAAGCUCUCUUUUUACAGCAGAAUAUUAAAGAUUUGAGAGCAACCCAUAAAUCACAACAGAAUUCCUCUCUCCACAAAGUAUUAACUGAAUGUCAGCAGCACAUUACAGAGGAAAAGACAUUGUAUGGAACAGAAAAGAAUAUAACCACUGUAAGCAAAACCAGUGACUGCCAGCAAUACUGCACAGAUCUUGGAGACUAUGAUAAGUCACCACAAGUAUCUGUUUUAGACAGAAUUCCUGAGUCUGAACAACAAACAGUGCCCUUUCUGUCUCAUGAUGACACACAAGAGCUAACCUUGGUUAAUUCAGGUGACUUGGAUGAUACAGACAAUGAAGUUUCACAAUUGGGUACACCUCUUGGGCCUCACGAUCAAAAUGAAAAGUUAAUUGUGAUGCAAGAAACAAUUGACUCAAAAGAUUUUCAGGGGGAUAGUAUUUUGACAACUGAUAAGUCUCAUUUAAGAAUCUUAAGUGGAAAGCACGAAAGGGGUGAAAAUAAACUAGGCCCUAAUAAUAAAAGUGCUUCUUUUGAUGAAACGAGCUCCAGUUCUUUUAAUGUACCUAAUUUUAGUCAUGUACAUACUAGAGACAAUUUGUACCCAGAAGAAAAUGCUUAUAUAUUGCCCUGUUUGGAAAGAGGAAACUAUGACAAAAUUUAUUUUAAAGAAAAUGUUUCCAUAAGGACUAAUCAAGACGACUUUGAAAAAUGUCUUGGUACACAAUAUUCAAAUGAUCAGUUUCAUGAGUACAACAAGAAAAGCAAAGGCCCAUUAAGUGAUCCAAACCUUGAUAAAAAUCCUGUUGAUCUAAGUAAUGCCUCCAGUGUUUACAGUUCAAAAAAGACUAGGAACAUUGAGAACUUAGAUGAGUCUCAUAUGAGCUCUGUUUACUCACUUGAAGCGAAAAAUGGCAAAUGUGUUUUAAAUGAGGCAAGUGAUAUGAGUGAAAGUACUUCCAAUAAAAAAGAAAAUUCAGAAUACCGAAGUGUUUGUAAGCGAAAAUAUUCUACGAGAAACCCCGGUGACAAUCACAGACAAAAAAAGGUGAAGAAAAAUAAGAGUGUUAAUGUGACACUGGAGAGAAGCAUUGAUUCAGUGUUAGAAGGGAGCUGUGAACAAGUCAUGGAUAUUGAUGUGUCAGAAGAUGAACUAGAGUCAGAAAAGACAAACUGUGAUAAGUAUGAUCUUAGUACUCACAGUACUUUGAAAGAGAGUACAACACACAUUGUUAUUACAAAUAACUGCCAGUUGGCACUUUCAACCCAAAAUUAUAGUAAAAACUUACCAAAUAAUGUAGAUUCAACACACAGAAAAGAUGGCGAUGAUUAUGGUGAUGCAUGUGGGAAUGAGGAAAUUGCUUUAUUUAUAAAUAGACAAAAAGGAGCAUUGCUUGCAGAGACAGAUCACAAGAAAAGGGAUGGCGAAGUCUUACUAUCUUCAAAUUUAAGACCUGUAUGUUGCAGAAGUUGUAAAAAAGAACUUCCUGAUGUGUCACUUCUCUCUCUACACUUACGUCAAUGUGAGGGACAUCUUACAUGCACAUUCUGCCAGGAAAAAUUUGUUCGCAAGGUAACUUUUUCAAGGCAUAUGGAGGGUCACAAGAGGAAUGUAUGCAGUAAAUGUCCCCAGAGUUUUUGCAGCCACAAGAAGUUAAAGGCACAUAUGAAAUCAGAGCACAAUUAUGAUUUGGUUUCAAAGACAUAUCCGUGCCACAGGUGUAGCAGAAGCUUUCUUAAACGAUCAUCCUUGUACUAUCAUCUUAGGGUCCACGCAACUGAGAAUGAGCACGUCUGUCAAAAGUGUGGUGAGUUCUGUAAGGGAAGUGAGAGUUACAAGUUACAUAUGGCUGAGCACCUCAAGGCAACCAACUUCCACUGUCACAUUUGUUCAGCAAGUUUUAGACGCCGCCAGCAAUAUGAUGAUCAUCUCAAGCAUCACAAGAAAAAUAACUGUGAAAUUUGUGGGCAGCCACAUACUACAAAACGUGCCCUGGUACGCCAUUGUCGAAUAGAACACAAGUCGCUUCCUCAAAAUAUUACAGUUAACCGUGAAUAUAAAUGUGAAAAGUGUGAGCGAGUCUUUAAUAGACCUUCAAUACUACGUCAUCAUCUGCAGUUACAUGGAGGUGUGAAGCCUCUGGAAUGCCGUUUGUGUAACAAACAGUUCAGCCAUAAGCGGGGUCUCCGUAAACACAUGAAUAGCAUUAUACAUGAGCACAUGCUUCUCACAAAUAAUUUACAGAAAGACCAUGCUUAUGAUGUGAAACAGAAUUUUGCUUUUGUAUGUGAAUAUUGUGGAAUUAAGCUACCUUCAAGACACAUGCUUUCCAAACAUAGCCGUAUGACACAUAAAGUUGGUAUUACUUGGAGUUGCCCUCAUUGUGAUUAUAAGACAAAACGUAAUCACACUUUAAAGAGACACAUGGAACUCCAUUUAGAGAGCCGGAAUUUCAUGUGUGAGAUAUGUGGAAAUUCUUUUCAAGCCCUUGCUACCCUUAAGGAUCAUCAUAACUUUGUCCACUCAGAUGAACGGAAUUACAAAUGCUCUGAGUGUAACAAAAGUUUUAAGAAUAAAUCAUCAUUAGCGCGUCAUUGUCGUACACAUUCAGAUGACAGGCCUUAUCAGUGUCAUUGUGGAACAAGUUAUAAGCGACUUUCUCAUUUAAAGCGACAUAUGUCUUCAGCUCACAAUGAAAUUUUGAAAUCUAGAGCUGUAAAAAAAUUCAAACAGUCUGAAGAAACAGAAACCAAUACAGAUAGAUCAUAUGAUGGGCAGGAUCCAACACAGUCCACAGAAAUUUCUGAUGGUGAAGAAUUUGAAUUUGUAUCAGUAUCAAAUUCAUCAUUAUCCCCUGUAAUUCAGACAGAGGCAUCAGUUAAAAGUACUUCUGACAUUCUUCUCCCAGCACAAGAAAGUAUUAUCUUAAUGGGUGAAAGCUCCAAUUCAGAUCAGGGGCACCUCAUAACAGUUGGAGAUUCACAGAUCAUUCAACUUAUACCGUCAACAUUUCAGUUUCCACAGGAGAGCAGUUUUCAAGCAGUAUCUCUAGUAUCUACGAGUGAACUUCAUACACUUCCUUUAUCAACUACUGCUCCCUAUGGCCAGGUGGCUCAUAGUAACCAAGUAGUUGUGGAGCCAUUUAGUCUUUCCCAAAAUUCAGACACAAUGGUCAUGGUUCCUGCUUCACAAGAGGACCAUGCUCAUCUCGGAGACUCUGAUGCAAUUAGAACAACUUUCAGAACAUUAGAGAAUGAAUCACUCUCUGAAUCUAGCCACAUUGGAAGAGAAAAGCGAGGAGUCAAGGAAGAAAUGAGUUUGCACACACUUGAAAACCAUACAGAACUGUCAGUUACUCCCAGUCUGGACACUUUUGAUUACAAUACUACUCCUACCUCCCAGACUCUUUUGCCCACACUACCUCCAGCACAUUACAUUACUCACACACACAACUCAAACACUCAAAUAAGUCAGGAGUUACUUCAGCCAAAUUUGAUUUGUUCUGAUUUUGUUCUUCCAGUUGAUGAGGGUAGAUAAUAGUAAUAGAUGUUAUUCAUUAUACUGUAUACACUUUUUAUAGUUGUGUAUUGCCAACAAAGUCUACAGGUUGAAACCAAGUUAACUUUAAUAUUGGUGGGUGGAACUACAGUAAUUUGUUAUAUCUUUUUGUCACACCCAAUCAAGUAUACUACCUAAAAAGAAAUACAGAAUGGCAGUUACCACUUAAAGUUUAUGGCUAAGAAUCUUUACCAUCACAUUAGCAUAGCCCCCACUUAGCUUCAGUUAUGGACUGUUAUUCUGGGUCAGUCCUCAGUUUCAGCCACUUGUUCAGAAUCAGUUGACACUUCCCUAUUUGUCUUUAAUUGAUGCCGUUAUGAAAAUUCUUUUUAAAAAUAAGUGGAAAUAAGUGGUAACAAUGGUGCAGGUACAAAGGCUAAAAAAAAAUUUCAUUACUUAAAGUCAGUGGUGUCAAACUCAAAACCUUUCGAGAGCCAAUUCUUAUUUUAGUUACCCUCUUCAGGGCCAACACAAGUGCUAUAUCACAUUUUUGGGGGAUUGAAGUUUAUAGCUUCCUUCACACAUUGCCUUGCCUGGCUUAUGAGGAAUACCUCAGUUGGGUUUGUCUGAUCUUAAGUACAUUUGUAAAAUUCAUUUUACUUAACAAGCAUGAUUAAUACUAAUAAUAGGAAAGCAAAAGGUAUAGACUGUAUAUGCAUUAUUUUGUGGCUACAAUUUAUUGUAGAAUUCCAUUUGUGUUUUGAAACUUAAGAGCUCAAUCUUGUUAUGACAGUUAUGAUAUGUACAUGCAGAACAAGAACUAUCAUGCAACUCAUAACUUUGACCUCAUUUUUCACUUCAUUGCAAGCAUUUUUCUUUCACAAGUUUUUCUAUAUUUGGCUGCAAAGGUGAUAUUCCAAGUCGGAGGAUGGCAUCCAAGUGCUUAUCAGUAAUGCGUGUUCGGUACUUAGAUUUAUUUAUCUCAUCUGAGAGAAUGAUUGUUCACACACAUAUGUACUUCCAAACUGAACAGCCCAAAAGCAUGCAUUGUAAUGAAUAUGUGGUAGCUUUUUCUUGUCCACUCUCCCAUAAAAUUCAGCAAGACUGUGGUUGGCAAAAAUUGCUUGAACAGAAGAGUUGGCCUGAAUGUCAAGUAUUUCUAGCUGCAUUUCUGCAUCACUAAACUCCCCAGCAUUCACGAGGAAGGGAUUUUCAAAGAUAGGCUCUGUUCUCUUCCAUGAAGAUCCUGAAAGUGUUUUUCAGAGUUUUCCUUCAAGUCUUCACUUUGCUUGACAAAUCUGCUGUAGGAAAAAGAAACAAAAUAUGAAACCUGGACUGAACCCGUAUACUGGCGAAGCCUCGCGCAAGCGGUGGUUAGCGGGUUUGAUGCGACCGUCAUGUGUACAAAGUUUCCCUACAAAUCUUAGAUAUUCUUUUCAUUUCAAAGGAUUGACUGCACAUCAAUUCUACAUAUAGUUAGUCAUAGCUAUAGAUAAACCGAGUUACUAAAAUGAGAAGUAUAAUUCAUGAUUUCAACAAAGUGGAGAGGGUCCAACAGCGUACACCAGUUCUCCUCGUCUGUUUAGCCCAUGUUGCAACAUUUGGCUGCUGCCUUUGUUCAGAUGCCAGUAAUGACUGCAGCUUCGUUUUUUAAUUAUUUUGUGAUUUCGAAUUAUAAGCAUUUUCCCUUUACAAUACCUGUAGUGUUAUUACUAGCAUUAAUAAUAUAAAUUCAAUUAUUGCCACAAUGAUGUAAAGAUCAUUUCGGAAUUUACUGACUCAUUCGUAUCUGCAUUUUUCCUUCAUAUCUAUUUCUAUAAAAAUUUCAUGGGCUGAUAAAUUUAACAUCACCUCUGCUUUAAGUAUACUGUAUUAAAAUACUUUGAGAGGUUAGAGGUUGGAGGAUAUUUCAUGGGUGUUGGGGGUGGCAGAAUCCAUAGUGAAAGCAAUUCACAUGAAGGUUGAUAAGAUUAGGGAAUGUGAUCAAAGUUUAAUUUAUUUAUAUGCAAGUAAAAUUGAAGAAAGAAGUGCAGAAAAGAAAGAUUUGAACAUUAGAUAAAAACGAGAAAACACUCCAAAAGCAUAUCUUUUUCAGUGAUCUGAAACCAGAUAGAGGUGUAAAUUUAAAAAAAAGUAACAUUUAGUGCUAGCCGAACUUGGUUUGCUGGGUUUAAAAAAUGCUAAAUUUGUAUCAUGAAAAUUAAAGGUGAAGUGAAGUAAAGUCUCUCUGACUCCACCCUUUGUCGUCUUUUGUACUUUUUUUUCCUACUAAUGGCGAGUGAUAUUGUUCAGUUUUCAUUGAUCCUUUAAGGACAAUUACCACAAGUAAUGCAUUAUGCCUGACAGGAUGACUCCUGCAACUGUUAGGUUAUAUGCCUGCCAGGGUGAUUCCCGUAGGCACAUAUAACACAACAGUUGCAAGAAUCACCCUGGCAGAAAUAACACAACAGUUGCAGGAAUCAUCCUAGCAGGCAUAACAUAACAAUUGCAGGAAUCAUCCUGGCAGGCAUAACACAACAGUUGCAGGAAUCAUCCUAGCAGGCAUAACAUAACAAUUGCAGGAAUCAUCCUAGCAGGCAUAACACAACAGUUGCAUAAUCAGUCUAGUGGGCACAAUACAACAGUUGCAGGAAUCAUCCUGUCAGGCUGUCCACCACUGUUGUGGACAGACAUGUCUCUCGGCACUCCUACAUAGUAGCCUAGGGAUCAACAUCUGAUUCCCCUUCCCCUCCCCAGCACUUCGAGUUGAUCAAAAGCGUCAAUUUCAACUGAAAGAGAAUAGAAAACAAUAACGGUGAUUGAACAUGGCUCUGAGACAGUAAGGUGGAAUGUGGAAACUCUGGCUUUUAUCAAGUCAAUGUUUACGAGACCAGACAGGGGAUAGCUACCAUACCUACUUUAAGAACCAACUAUUGAGUCUGCCUAAAACCAUGUGUUCCCUCUGCAACACCAGUGGGGAGACGGUCUACAACCACAUGUCCCCCCUACAACACCAGCGGGUGGAUGGCCUACAUGUGUCCCACCCCUUACAACACCAGCGAGGAGAUGGCCUAGUGAGCUUUUGGCAGGUAAUGUGUCAUGGUUGAUAAGGUGUUUGGCUACAUAAAGGAAAGCCCCGGAUAUGACAACAUAAGAGAGGAGGGGGCAUGAGUUGCUGUUACUGUACUUGAUGUCACCCACCUCUUCCCACUACCAUUCUUGAAAAAUAAAUCAAUAUUAAUUUUGAAGAAAAUAAAUUAAGAAUGAAUUGUUACUUGACCACUUACACCUCUAACCACUACCGUUCUAGAAAACACAACAAAAAACAACACAAGUACAUUACAUUAUUAGAACAGCAGCAGAAUGCAGUGCAGUUUUUGUUCAUAUUAGGAACAAUAAUCAUACCAUGGAUUGGAACAACAGUAUAAAUGUUUUUAAACCAACAAGUGUCACAGAAAGACAUUUGGUUGAAGCAAGUCGAAUUAGGGAAAUGAAUUCUGUAAACCUUAAUGAUAGUCAGUACAAAACUGGUGUUACAUAAAUUUAUUUGUCAGUGGCAUAAAGUUAAAAAAGUUUUAGAAAUCAUUUGAGUUGGAGGUAGGGUAGGGGAUUAAUGGGUCUCAUGUUAUUGACCUGACCUUACCUGUUGCAAUGUCACCAAUUUUUUAUAAGCUCUUCUCUCAUUUGCGGUGGAGGUGGUAUGUGGAUUGGUGGGUCUCUUGAUAUUCACCUGAUCUGAUGGUAUGUAAGGUCACCCAUUGUAUAUAAACUCUCAGUCCUAGUGAAUUCAGUUGACUGAAGAUAUCUUGAAUAAAGACGAAAGUUAAGGUGA